AUGACCAAGUCACUUGUCUUCAUCACCGGCGCCACCGGUUUCAUUGGAUCGCACACCGCUGAAGCCGUGCUCAGAGCCGGCUACCGAAUCCGCUUGUCCAUCCGCAAAGCCGAACAGGAGGCUGUCAUCAGAAAGAGACAUGCAGCAUUUGAAAGCGACAUCGAAACCAUUCUGGUCCCUGAUUUGACCCAUCCCGAGUCCUUUAACAAGGCCCUGGAAGACGUCGAUUAUAUUCUCCACGUCGCAUCGCCCAUGCCAGGCCAAGGCGAAGACUUCGUGAAGGACUAUCAGAAGCCUGCCGUAGAUGGCACGGUGGCACUCCUGGAUACGGCGUUAAAGUUCAAGCAGAUAAAGAAGGUUGUGAUUGUCUCUUCUGUCCUUGCUAUGCUUCAUCUUGAAGACUGGGGGAAGACGGAAUUCUAUGCGAGAGAGAACACUGGCGAGAAGAUCAAUCUGGAUCUUUCGGUCCCGUUCCCUGCUGGCCCAGAAGGCUACGGCAAGAAAUACCAUGCCUCGAAAAUCCUAUCCCAUCAGGCAACCCGGGACUGGCUCAGCGCAAACAACCCCCAUUUCGCAGUUCUGACUCUCCACCCUGUCUUCGUGCUGGGUGACAGCCUGAUCCAGGAGACUGCCGACCAGAUUGGAGGAAUCAACGCUUGGCUCUGGGAUUCUGCUAUCACUGGAACACCUCGCCUUGGGAAUAUCUGGGUUCAUGUCCGUGAUGUAGCCGAUGCUCACGUGAAAGCUUUGGAGAAGGACAUUCCGAGCGGGACGGAGUUUAUUCUGUCCGCUCCCGGUAUUUCGUGGGACAAAGCAGCCUCUUUUAUUAAGGAGAAGUUUCCCGAAGUGGAAUCUAAGCUGGAACCUCCAAUUAACUUUAACUGGAGUGUUGAGACAAAGGCCGCUGAUGAGCUGCUUGGGAUGAAAUGGCGCUCUCAGGAAACCAUUCUUGAGGAUGUUUUCAAUCAGCAGUUGUUUCUGCAGGGCAAGAGAUCUUCCCUUUAG
Messenger RNA from Penicillium chermesinum, 1005 nucleotides. RefSeq names its product NAD(P)-binding protein. The coding region runs from base 1 to 1005 and encodes 334 amino acids. The transcript is spliced from 2 exons. Lineage: Eukaryota; Fungi; Ascomycota; Eurotiomycetes; Eurotiales; Aspergillaceae. Gene Ontology annotation, molecular function: oxidoreductase activity, acting on the CH-OH group of donors, NAD or NADP as acceptor. The record is from RefSeq and is a predicted model, not a curated record.